CAAGAUAGCUAGUUGUGUCUAAUGUUAAUCUGUGUCGCAACUUGUCUUGAACUUCAGUCUGGAUCACUGAGAGAAAGAAAUUCACUAUAGGUGGACCAACUGCUGUUUGGUUGCUCAAAUUAGGUAGCUAGCAAGCUAGCCAUAAGUGCAAACUAGCUGCUGCGGGUAGCUAGCGAGUCACCGUCAAAGUGGAUCGUUAAUAGCCUCAUAUAAGAUGGAUAACAGUGGUAAGCCAUCAACAGCACAGAUUGUGCUGUUGGCUACCAGCUCAGCUUUAACAGCUGUCUUCUAUUCAAUAUACAGAAGGAAGUCAGCCACAGCUGCCCGGUUAAAGGAAGCCCAAAAAGUCUCCAUUGAUCAGGAUCUUAAAAGCAUCCUGAUGGAAGCUCCAGGGAAGUGUAUCCCAUACGCAGUAAUUGAAGGUGUUGUGAGAUCAGUGAAAGAUACGCUGAAUAGUCAGUUUGUGGACAACUGCAAAGGAGUUAUUGAAAGACUGACUCUGCGGGAACAAAAAAUGGUGUGGAACCGUACUACCCAUAUCUGGAACGACUGCGAGAAAAUCAUCCACCAGCGCACCAACACGGUGCCCUUCGACCUGGCCUCCCACGACGGGGGCGUGUCGGCCGCCGUGCGGGUCAUCCGGCCGCUGGACGCGGCCGAGCUGGACCUGGAGACCACCUACGAGAACUUCCACCCGGUGGCCCAGUCGCUCACCGACGUCAUCGGCCACUUCAUCAGCGGCGAGCGGCCCAAGGGCGUCAAGGAGACGGAGGAGAUGCUGCGGCUCGGGGCCAGCGUGACGGGGGUGGGCGAGCUGGUGCUGGACAGCAACCUGGUCCGGCUGCAGCCGCCCAAGCAGGGCCUGCAGUACUUCCUCAGCCGGCUGGACUACGAGUCGCUGCUGAGGAAGCAGCAGGCCCGCGUGCGGCUCUGGAAGGCGCUGACCGCCGCCUUCGGCCUGGCCGCGUGCGCCGUGCUCUUCUUCGUGCUGCGCCGGCGCUACGCGCUGUACAGGGAGCGGCGCAGGCUGCGCAGCCUCCGCGCCGAGUUCGAGGAGCAGCAGCGCAAGCGGCUGCGCGAGAUGGACCUUGACGAGGGCGCCGUCUCGCCCAGCGCCUGCGUGGUCUGCCUCUCGCGCCAGCGCUCCUGCGUCUUCCUCGAGUGCGGCCACGUCUGCGCCUGCGACGAGUGCCACCGCGCGCUGCCCGCGCCCAAGAGGUGCCCCAUCUGCAGGAGGGCCAUCGACAGGGUCAUCCCGCUCUACAACAGCUAACAGCCCCCGGGGCGGGAGGGGGGACUGAUGUGGGUGGCGACGCUGCGUCCGUAUGAGGCCAGCACUAAAGGCCAGUUUUCCAUUCCAUCUGCUGGAACGCGCCUUCAGGGACAGAAUAACUGUGCUGGUUAAGUCUCUCUUAACAGUUUCAUUGUGAUCUGCUUUAUGGGGAAUACCGUAUGCCGUAAAGGCGGCAUUCACAAACAGUUUGUUGGGUAAAAUGGUGUCCAUUUUCCAAGAAAAUGAUGCUCGGUUCUUUGUCAAAGCAGAUCAGAAGCAUUGAGUCGAGGACGCCUGUUGUAUUUUUGCUGUAAUGGUUCCUGAAAUAAAUGUACCAAAAUGUCAAUUCACCAAAAGGCAGUUUGCUCAUUUGCACUUGAAAACACAUUCUAUCAGCGUGCACCACUGACCCGAUGGUUGGACCUUGUCGGGUCUCACUGCUGUUGGAAUGUUUUGUGUGUAUUCGCAAAUGUCUGU
Molecule: messenger RNA, 1750 nt
Organism: Megalops cyprinoides (Indo-Pacific tarpon)
Lineage: Eukaryota; Metazoa; Chordata; Actinopteri; Elopiformes; Megalopidae
Gene: mul1
Product: mitochondrial E3 ubiquitin protein ligase 1b
Exons: 5
Coding region: 215-1273 (352 amino acids)
Biological process (GO): organelle organization; protein ubiquitination
Cellular component (GO): mitochondrion
Molecular function (GO): ubiquitin-protein transferase activity
Source: RefSeq, a predicted model, not a curated record